GUCACAACAAAGAAAACACAAUCCAUCGACCAUCACAUGUCUCAACUAACACGACUUAACCUAACUGUAUAAUAUGUGUAUGUGAAAGGAAUCUUUGUUGUCAUGAAUUCCGAGUAAUAGUUCAUUUAUUUGUUUACAGAUAUUUUAAAUACUGAUUUGGACACUGCAGCUGGAGCUAAACACCUACACGGUUGUUAGUGAAAAUGGGAAAACUUAAUGUAACUAUGUUGAGAUACCUCACGAAAGAAGACUUCAGAGUUCUUACAGCAAUAGAAAUGGGAAUGAAAAACCACGAACUGGUUCCGGGAGCUUUAAUUGCAUCUAUAGCAAAUCUACGCCAUGGUGGAGUCCAUAAGCUUCUUAAGGAACUGAGCAAACAUCGGUUGGUCAGCUAUGAAAGAGGGAAGCACUAUGAUGGCUAUCGCUUAACGAAUGCAGGCUAUGACUACUUGGCUCUUAAAACAUUGACCUCUCGUGGAGCUGUGGCUUCUUUUGGAAACCAAAUUGGAGUCGGAAAGGAAUCCAAUAUCUAUGUUGUGGCUAAUGAGGAUGGCGAAGCACUUUGCUUGAAGCUCCACAGGUUGGGCCGUACUUGUUUCCGGAACUUAAAAGAGAAGAGGGACUACCACGCUCACAGAAACAAGGCAGGAUGGCUGUACUUGUCUCGAAUAUCGGCUGCGAAGGAGUUUGCGUACAUGACGGCCCUUCACAACAGAGACUUUCCUGUACCCAGACCGAUUGAGUGCAACAGACACUGUGUUCUUAUGGAAUUAGUUCAAGGAGAACCUCUGUGCCGAAUCAGUGAAGUCUCAGACGUAGAAGCACUCUACGACAGUCUGAUGAAUCUUAUUGUCCAGUUGGGCAGCUAUGGGGUGAUCCACGGUGACUUCAAUGAGUUCAACAUCAUGGUGACAGAGGAUGGCAAGCCUGUCGUCAUUGACUUUCCUCAGAUGACCUCCACAUGCCACACCAAUGCGCGCAUGUUUUUUGAACGAGAUGUGAACUGUAUCCGAGACUUUUUCAAAAGAAGAUUUGGAUAUGAAAGCUCUUUACAUCCAACGUUUGAUGACAUAUCGAGGGAGGAUAUUUUAGAUGCUGAAGUUAAUGCUAGCGGAUUCACCCGACAAAUGGAGAAAGAUCUGUUGGCGGAAAUUGGCUUGGGAGAGGAUGAUGAUGAUGGAGAAGUAGAGAAUGAAGAUGUAUGUAAUAGGGAAGUAGGAAAAGAAGAUAUACAAUUUUUGAGGGAAGAAGUAGAAAAAUGUUUAUUGGAUGAUGAGAAACCGAAACCGGACGUGGUGGAACAAAGAGAAUAUCAACAGUCGCAACCUGAGGACCAUGGGAAUAGUUCUGUCGAGGAAGGCAGUGACACAGAGACUGAGAUUCACAGUGUACGCAGUGUCUCUACGACUUCCACCAUCCCCCCUCACGUAAUACAGGACAGGGUGAAGAAAGCUCUUGUCAAGCGGCGGCAAGCUGAGGCCAGACGGAGGUGUGUGGCCAAGGGAGAGGCCAGUGCUGUUACGAGGAAGAGAAGGGAAAACCAACACACUAUCAAAGACAGUUCAGGCAUCUGGGGAUGGGAGUGAUUCAAUAAAGUGAUCUUUAAAA
Molecule: messenger RNA, 1608 nt
Organism: Homalodisca vitripennis (glassy-winged sharpshooter)
Lineage: Eukaryota; Metazoa; Arthropoda; Insecta; Hemiptera; Cicadellidae
Gene: RIOK2
Product: serine/threonine-protein kinase RIO2
Exons: 7
Coding region: 204-1586 (460 amino acids)
Biological process (GO): maturation of SSU-rRNA; protein phosphorylation
Cellular component (GO): cytosol; nucleus; preribosome, small subunit precursor
Molecular function (GO): ATP binding; protein serine/threonine kinase activity
Source: RefSeq, a predicted model, not a curated record